Messenger RNA from Plenodomus lingam JN3, 2649 nucleotides. Lineage: Eukaryota; Fungi; Ascomycota; Dothideomycetes; Pleosporales; Leptosphaeriaceae. The record is from RefSeq and is a predicted model, not a curated record.
AUGGAUGACUUUAAGCCUGAGCUGAUGAAGGCUCUUCUCGACUGGGUCAACACAUUCGAGCUCGCUGGUAGGGUGACCUCAUGGAGCCAACUCGAAGACGGCCAGGUGCUGUGGCAGAUUCUCUCCGACAUAGACGCCGAGUACUUCAACGAAUCCCUUCCAAACUUCGAAGAAAACCACCGCCGCCAAUCCGUCGACUGGAUACCGCGAUGGCAAAAUCUCAAACACAUUGAGCGAACCGUGUCGACGUACAUACGGGAAGAGUGCGAGCAGUUGCCCGUCCUGACGAAGCGCAUGAUACCGGAUCUGAAAACAGGAGCAAGAGAUGGCUCGACGAUGCUUGUGGCCAAGUUGACCAUGGCCGUCCUGCUUGCCUCCUGUUUCUCGCCCAAGAGCAACCAGCGGAUGCUACAAGUCAUGUCCCAGCUGGGCACCAAGACGGCAGAGACGAUUGCAGAAGCUAUACAGGAUAUGCAGUCUCUGGACCAGAGGAUGUCAGAGCUCGGCGUAGAUGCUGAGCUGACGCCAGAAGUACACCUCACGGGGUAUAGAACGCCUACGCGGGCGCUAUCGGGCACACAAUCGACCAUGGGAGGCCCUUCGGAACUAGAACAGGAGGCACAAUUGUUCGAGGCGAACAAGGACAGACAGGCGAUGAAGAUUCAAAUAACUAAACUAAAGGACGAACUCAAAACUUCUCGAGAACGCAUAUCGAAGCUGGAGGAAGAGGUGGCCGAAGCAUCUGCCUAUCUAGACGUCCGGGCAGGCAAUGCACAGCGAGCCGAGUCGGACGAUGUUGAACAGCUGCGGAACGACUUAGCACGCGACCGUCAGUACAUCGACCAGCUCGAGACUGACCUUGCGAAUGCGCGAGACAUAAUGGACAGUCAAAAGCGGAGGCUCGAGCGACUGCAGAAUGAGGAGGGAUCCAAGCAAGAUCUGAGAGAUCAACUACAGAUGGUCAAAGCCGAGCGUGACGAGCUCAGUCAAAGAGCCAAAGCGAAUGAAAAUCUCAAGAAGAAGAUAGAGUCCUUGACCAAGGAGACCAAACAACUCGAGACGCUCAGGGAAGAAUACCAACAAGCGCGUGAGCGACUCGCGGAGUUGGAAAACGUACAAGAAAGAUGUGAAGCUCUCGAGAAAGUCUACAAGGAGAACAGCCAGACACUUGUCAACUGUGAGCAAGCAAUCUUUGAGGAGAAGGGGAAACGAACAAGAGUCGAACAUGAGAAUCUAUUGCUUAUGAAGCAAUGCGAACAAACUCGCGAGUUACAAUACAAGGCUGAAGAUGCCAGGCAAGAGCUAGAAGAUCGGAUACGAGAGCUUGAGGCAGCGAGCCAUGCCAACGCCGGAGGGAACCUGGAAGAUGAAUUGUCACAAGACGAAAACUCGAAAGGUUCUGAUGAUGUCAACAGCGCAAGGCCUGCAGAUGCAAGGACUAGUGCAGAUGUUCUCGCAUUACAACAAAAGGUUGAUAUUCUACAAGCCCGACUAAAGUCGCUGGAAGCAGAGACGCUCAAGCAGAUGCAAGAAAACUUGGGGCUGAGAUCUGAUAUGAUGGCGGAGAAGGAUGAGGAGAAUCAGAAGCCAUUCCUGGAGCAAAAUGAGAAGCUUCAGACCGCAGAGACCGAACUCGAGGAACUUCAUCGCAAACUGAGAGAAAAGGACCUAGAGGUCGCGGAGCUGCGCAACGAACUGAACAAAAAAUCCGAUGUUAGCGAAGACGAGAGGGCAGAGGGUCUUCAGGCUGAAUAUCAACGGAUGCUGGCCAUUCAGCAAAAGACGAAUCAAAGGUUGAGAGAUUUGGAGAUUAUCAACGAUGAGAAGUCUGGUCUUCUACGGGCUGCUCUCCUUCAUCGCGAAAAUCUUUCGCCAGAACUUCUCGAACUUAAAAGGGUGGAAACAUUGCGGCAUAUUCGCGAACGGAUUGAUUCAGUCUUACAGACGCCAGCAGAAGCUCAAGCCAAAGUGCUCGAUAGCACGAGUACUGAAAUUGCCGAGACUGUGUUAUCAGCAGAAGCGGCGUUGGAGAAGGCAAAGAACGUAAGUAUAGUCCAACUCUCCUACGAAGCGGCAUCGUCUUCGGCAUUCGAUGCUGCGAUUACUGCAAUGAGACGGCGUCAACUCGACCACUCGUUCUCUACGUCCACCUUGAUUACACAGACGACACCAAGGCACGACCAGGCGGGAAAGAAUAAGUCAAUCUCGGAGAAGUCCACUUCGACAGCCGGGAGGGGACACACGACCUGGAGAAGGAUGGCACAGCUUGUGUCGCCUAAGCGCAGGAUAAAGUCUACACUGUGUAGUGCAGACUACCAUACCGCGCUGACUUCAGUUGAGUGUGCGGCACGUUCGUCCCUGACCUGGCUGCCCGAAGAUCUUCAAGAACAAGUCGCAUCGAAUAGUACGCUGCGCGAGCAGCUUGAGCAAGCGAGGGAAGAGACUUCAGAGAAGGGCUUGAUUGAAUUGCAACAAGAAGUCGAGAAUCUACGUCGCGAGAAUCAACUCAUCACAUCAGCCUGGUAUGACAUGACCUGCCGACUCCAAAGCAACACCGUCAUCCUACAAAGGCGCAGCGAAGCCCCCAAAGGCUGGCUUGGGAAGCAAAGAGCCGCUGUAGGCGGCGCAGGUAUCUUGGGUCGAAGGUAG